AUGUUUACCUGCUGUUGCGUAGAUGAAAAGCCUGCUGAUUUUGUGGAGUUACAAAUGGACAGUGCCUUCCCAGAGGGAAAGGGCGCGGCCUCGCCAACUGCUCCCGUGACGUUCGACAUCUUCCUUGACCGUGCCCCCGGCACCUACUUCGGUGUUGACCUUUCCAGUGCGGGAAAGGCAUGUGUUGUCACCAGUGUCACCACCGACGGCCUCAUCGCGGAUUGGAACUCCAAGUGUAGCGAAGAAACGAAGGUGCAGAAGUACGACAGACUGUAUGCAGUGAACGGUCAAGCAAGCGAGAAAAGCAAGGAGAUCUUGGAUCUGCUGAAAUCGACGCACAACAAGAUGGUGCUCACCUUCCAGAGAGCGGUCGUGAGCGAGGUCAAGAUUCAGCGAGGUGCCCUAAACUUGGGCAUGCAUUUGAAAGACGGCCCCCAUUUCCUUCUCGUGCUCGGUGUCGAUGAUGGGGUUGUCAAGGACUUCAACAAGACGGUGCCUGCUGAGCAGCAGAUCCAGCAGUCGGACCGAAUCGUGGGUGUAGAUGGCUUUGAAGGAGUUGGAGCAGCACUCAUGGACAAGGUCCGAAAUGCAGGUCCCGAGGUAACGUUGAAGGUCUUGGCUUGGAGGCGAGGUUGCAACACGCCAGCAGUCAUGCAGUCUUCUCCCUCACCGGUUGCUCUCUUUGCAGACCAUAGACUGGAUUCUGCGGUGCUGGGGCCUCAGGGCCUCAGCCUCACAGCCGACGCCGAGCGCAGAUUGGCCCGCAUACUCAAGCCAGGCGGGCAAGAGGUCCCAAUCGCAGUCGAGGAUGUAGAGCUCCACGCUGGAAGCAGCCUGAAGUGA
Symbiodinium sp. CCMP2592 is the source of this 843-nucleotide messenger RNA. NCBI's taxonomy places the organism in Eukaryota, Dinophyceae, Suessiales, Symbiodiniaceae. The record is from the annotation of a GenBank genome assembly.